Molecule: messenger RNA, 1880 nt
Organism: Lynx canadensis (Canada lynx)
Lineage: Eukaryota; Metazoa; Chordata; Mammalia; Carnivora; Felidae
Gene: ACSF2
Product: acyl-CoA synthetase family member 2
Exons: 15
Coding region: 89-1717 (542 amino acids)
Biological process (GO): fatty acid metabolic process
Molecular function (GO): medium-chain fatty acid-CoA ligase activity
Source: RefSeq, a predicted model, not a curated record
CCUCCCCGCCUCCCCGCCAGCUCCGCGCUCGCCCCGCCUCGGCUCACUUUAAAAGUUUCCUGGGGCCGGGACGCGGGCGCAGAGAGCCAUGGCCAUCUACCCCUGGGGGCUGCGCCUCGGGAGGCUGUGCGCCGGGAGCCCGGGGAUGCCGGGGACCCGGGCCGUCCUCGCCCGGGCAUGGCAGGAAGCGAGACUGCAGGGCGCCCGCCCCCUCAGCUCCGCAGGGGCAGAUCGCACCGUCCCCCUGCCCGUCGGAGGCCUCAGCUACAUCCAGGGCCUCACAAGACAGCGUCUUAUCAACAAGACUGUGGGGCAGUGCCUGGAAGCCAUAGCACAGAGGGUCCCCGACCGGGAGGCCUUGGUCGUCCCCCAGGAGAACAUCAGGCUGACCUUUGCCCAGCUCAAGGAGGAGGUGGACAAAGCUGCUUCUGGGCUCCUGAGUAUCGGCCUCCGCAAGGGCGACCGGCUGGGCAUGUGGGGACCCAACUCCUAUGCGUGGGUGCUCAUGCAGCUGGCCACCGCUCAGGCAGGCAUCAUUCUGGUGUCUGUGAACCCAGCCUACCAGGCUAUGGAGUUGGAGUAUGCCCUCAAGAAGGUAGGCUGCAAAGCCGUCACAUUCCCCAAGCAGUUCAAGACCCAGCAAUACUACAACAUCCUGAAGCAGAUCUGCCCAGAGCUGGAGAAGGCCCAGCCGGGGGCCUUGAAGAGUCAGAGGCUCCCAGACCUGACCACAGUCAUCUCGGUGGACGACCCUCUGCCGGGGACCCUGCUCCUGGAUGAGGUGGUGGCAGCUGGAAGCACAGAGCAGCAUCUGGCCCGGCUGCGGUACACCCAGCAGUUCCUGUCCUGCCACGACCCCAUCAACAUCCAGUUCACCUCGGGGACGACAGGCAGCCCCAAGGGGGCCACUCUCUCCCACUACAACAUUGUCAACAACUCCAACAUGAUAGGGGAUCGGCUGAGGCUGCACCUAAAGACGUCAGAGGACUUACGGAUCAUCCUGCCCAGCCCCCUGUACCACUGCCUGGGUUCUGUGGGGGGCACGAUGGUGAGCCUAAUGUAUGGUGCUACCCUCAUCCUACCCUGUCCGACCUUUGAUGGCAAGAAGGCGCUGGAGGCCAUCAGCAAAGAGAGAGGCACCAUCCUGUACGGAACCCCCACAAUGUUCGUGGACAUUCUGAACCAGCCAGACUUCUCCAGUUACGACAUCUCAUCCAUGUGUGGAGGUGUGAUUGCUGGGUCCCCCGCACCCCCAGAGCUGAUCCGAGCCAUCAUCGACAAGCUAAACAUGAAGGAGCUGGUGGUGGCUUACGGAACAACAGAGAACAGUCCCGUGACCCUUCAUGAACUUCGCCGAGGACACUGUGGAACAGAAGGCAGAAAGUGUGGGCAGAAUUAUGCCUCACACAGAGGCCCAGAUUGUGGACAUGAAGACGGGGACGCUGGCCGAGCUGAACACGUCCGGGGAGCUGUGCAUCCGAGGGUACUGCGUCAUGCUGGGCUACUGGGGCGAGCCCCAGAAGACCGAAGAAGCGAUUGGACAGGACAAGUGGUAUCACACAGGAGACAUCGCCGUGAUGGACAAUCAGGGCUUCUGCAAGAUCGUGGGCCGCUCCAAGGAUAUGAUCAUCCGGGCGGUGAGAACAUCUACCCCGCCGAGCUUGAAGACUUCUUUCACACACACCGCAGGUGCAGUAAGUGCAGGUGGUGGGGGUGAAGGACGACCGGAUGGGGGAGGAAAUCUGUGCCUGCAUUCGCCCUGAAAAGGGGGAGAAGGACUACAGCGGAGGAGAUCAAGGCUUUCUGCAAAGGAAAGAUCUCCCACUUCAAGAUUCCCCGAUACGUCGUGUUUGUCACAAACUACCCCCUCACUGUCUCAG